AUGUCGGCGCUGGACAUGCUGAUGAAGAUGCGAGCUGUCAGUGCAGCCCACGGCCUUGCAGCCAUGGCGAACUCACCCCCGGCUCCACCAGCCCCGCCGGCUCCUCCGGCCCCGCCAGCUCCGCCUGCUCCACCCUCUCCUCUCGCACCUCCCGCUCCUCCGGCGCCACCCGUGCCCCCUUUCCCUUACCACUUCGAACCUGUGAACGACGGCGAAGAGUUUCCUCGUCCGCCGGAGCCCGACGCGUCUUCUACCGAUGACGAGGGGAGCGAAAAUGCCGCAGCGACCGAUGAAAACCUUCCUUUCCCUCUGCCCCAGUUCCCCGCUGAUGUGCUGCGCGAUGUCAACCCCACCGCGGUCGCACGUGAUGCUGUAACCCCCGCAACAGGAUUAACCAGCACAAGCGGCACGCUCGCACCAUGGCUGAGAAGACGGGAGGAGGAGGAGGAGGAGGAGGAGGAGGAGGAGGAGGAGGAGGAGGAGGAGGAGGAGGAGGAGGAGGAGGAGGAGGAGCGGGACGAGGAGGCACCGGAGGAGGAGGACGACGGUAUGGAGGAGGUGGACGGCGUGGACAGUGAGGAGGAGUAG
Messenger RNA from Closterium sp. Naga37s-1, 588 nucleotides. Lineage: Eukaryota; Viridiplantae; Streptophyta; Zygnematophyceae; Desmidiales; Closteriaceae. The record is from the annotation of a GenBank genome assembly.